Monascus purpureus is the source of this 1239-nucleotide messenger RNA. Lineage: Eukaryota; Fungi; Ascomycota; Eurotiomycetes; Eurotiales; Aspergillaceae. The record is from the annotation of a GenBank genome assembly.
AUGGCCGACGCGGAGAAGUCGAAACCAGCUCCUCCAAGGCCAAGCUUCCCAGAAGGCGGCUUCAGGGCAUGGAUGGCUGUGCUGGCCUGUUGGUGCGUCAUGUUCAAUACCUUUGGAUACAUCAAUGCUUUUGGAAUCUACCAGGCCUACUACAAGAGCACCUUUCUGAAACAUGAAAGCGAUGCCAAUAUCGCCUGGAUCGGAUCUCUGCAGUCAUUCUUCAUGUUCGCGGCUGGUCUCGUCUCUGGUCCGAUGAUGGAUCGUUUUGGUCCCAAAGUCAUCAUGAUCCCCUGCUCCGUCCUCUUUAUCCUAUCUGUCAUGCUCACCAGCCUCUGCAAGGAGUACUACCAGUUCAUCCUCGCCCAAGGCGUCCUCGGCGGCCUGAUGAACGGCCUCACAUACACCCCUGCAUUGACCGCAGUGAACCAGUAUUUCUUCAAAAAACGCCCCCUCGCCAUGGGAAUUGCGUCCAGUGGCUCCUCUCUUUCCGGCAUCAUCAUCCCCAUCGCCCUGAGCCGCAUGCUCAACCAGACCACCCUGGGCUUCGGCUGGUCUGUCCGCGUCAUCGGAUUCAUCAUGCUCACCAUGAGCAUCACAGCCUGUCUAACAGUAACCUCAAACUCGCCCAAACGACACUCGGGAUCUCCAUUUCUCGUCGAAGCCUGGAAACACCCCGCCUACACACUGCAGGUCAUCGGUCUCUUCCUCAUCGUCUGGGCUAUCUUCGUCCCCUUCUUCUACAUCCCCGUCUACGCCCAGUCAGUCGGCAUCGGCGUCGAUCUCUCCAACUAUCUGAUUUCCAUCCUCAACGCGGGCUCCAUGUUCGGUCGACUCCUCGGCGGCGCCGCGGCGAACCGUAUUGGGCGCAUGAACACGCUUGUGGGCACGUCGGCCAUCUGCGGCAUCUUGAUUCUGUGCUGGUUACCCAUCAAGUCGCACGGAGGGAUGAUCGUGUUCUCGGUCCUCUUCGGUUUCUUCUCGGGGACGUUUGUUGCGCUGUUUACGGCGACUAUAGCCAUGACCGCGCCGCAGCCCAAUAUGAUCGGUUCGUAUAUGGGUAUGGCACUGGGUGUUUUGGGCGUGGCUGCUCUUACGGGGACGCCUAUUACGGGGGCGAUGAUCAAUGACUACGGCACCUAUAAUGCUUGCAUUAUCUUUGCUGGUGUUUGCGCGCUUGCUGGUGCAGGUAUUGUUUUGGUUGCUCGGUUUUUCGUUGCAGGAUGGGAGUUGGUUGCAUAA